Molecule: messenger RNA, 2287 nt
Organism: Cydia fagiglandana
Lineage: Eukaryota; Metazoa; Arthropoda; Insecta; Lepidoptera; Tortricidae
Exons: 5
Coding region: 143-2287 (714 amino acids)
Source: RefSeq, a predicted model, not a curated record
UCAACUGUCAUUCAUGUCAUAAAAGAUGUACAAAUCAAGUAAAAAAUGUGUUUAUAAAACCAAUCAAUAAACCAUGUAGGGAACUGCCGCAAACCAAAACACCUUUAUUCAUUUAAGAGUACACCAAAAUACCGCUUUCAUAAUGAAUGAAUGUUGCACCAAAAGGAUUAAAAACCCUUGCAUGGUUUGCAAGCGCCAAGUUACGGCCAAAACGGGCCUGCAGUGCCAAGGGUCUUGCAAAUCAUGGAUCCACUUCACUUGCUGCUGCUACACCCCUGGAAAAAUUAAAGAUAUCAAGGCCAAAGUAAUUAAAGUACGAUGUCCAUGCCCGGACUGCUCUACACAAGGACCGAAAGAAGUAGUCAUGAAGGACAAUAGCUUCACAUGCGUCAACAAAACCUGUCCCAUAAACAUGCCGCCCGCAUGCAAGGAUGGCAAAAAUAAUAAAAUGAACCAGCAACCCUCGCCAUGUACAUUCUCAUGUAAGGAGUGGCCGGGUGUUGCGUGUAGCGGGAAAACCUGCAGUGAAAAUACGCAAGAGGAAUGCUGCCCUCCUCCGCUCGUGUAUCCUAUUCCAUGUCCUCCGAUACCGCCGCCAAAGUGUCCGCCACAGGUGCCGGCGCCAUGUAUUCCAGCGCCGAACUCCUGUCCCCCACCCACAUGUUCGCCGUCGGCGAAGCCAUGUCCGCCGCCGCCGCCUUGUCCAACCGUGCAGCUGAAUAAGACGCCUCCGAUGUAUUCGCCUCAGCCAACAGUAACGCCGCCCCGCACAUCGAACUGUCCUUCCCCAUCCCGACGUGCAUCACCAGCUUCUAAUACCCCAGUGAUGCCAUCUAUAAGUCUCGUUGAAAACAUGUGCGAGACCGUCGGACUGUUGAGUGACCAGCUCAAUCAGUUGAUGUUGACCGUUGGCAACCUGACCGUAGGAUAUUCCAUCGGUUGGGCGAUGCCCAUCAUACCCAAGCUGAUAGAUCCCUUGGAGACCUCUCUGUCGCAUCUAAUCCUCGAAGACGAUGCGCCCUCUAUAGUGAAUACUAUGAUUAUUGGGGCUGUUAUAGAGAGAAGUAUAGCUAGGAGGCUAUUUACAACCGCAAAAAACGAUAUUGAGGCUAAAUUAGAGUCGACCGACAUCGACGAAAUCACCGCGGCCUUUAACAAGCUCCAGCUUCGAGCCGAUUCCUUGUUCAACGUCGACCAACGUAUAAAAGAACAAUGGCUAAAAACGGACGAGAUGACUGAAGAUGAAAUUUACGAAGACUGCAUGACCAGCGAUAAGUAUGAAAGCGACUGGGAGCGUAUAAAAGUCAUGUACGACAACGUUUCCCGGAAGAACGAACGCAAGAAGAGGUCUCGCAAGUUUAGCGGCAGCGAUGAGUCGAAUAAUACGGACAAAUCUCAUCAAUGUUGUGAGAAGUCGGCAUGCAAUUCUGCAUGUCAUUCAAGACGAUUCCGUCUACCGAAAUUUGAGUUACGGAAGUUUGACGGCAAUACGAAAAACUGGAUUGGUUUUUGGUGUCAAUUUCAGAAAAUCGACGACGACGAAUCAAUAGACGACGGAGAUAAGUUUCAGUACUUAUACCAAUGCACUGUUCCAGAUACUCCAGCGCGAGAGAUCGUCGAGAGCUUUCCGCCGUCGGGAGCUAACUAUAAGAAGGCUGUUGAGCAAUUGAAGUCCAGGUUUGCACGUGACGAAAUGUUGAUCGACAUUUAUGUGCGUGAACUGCUUAAUCUUGUAUUAGCACAAGCCAAAGUUGAGUCCGCCUUGCCCGAAUCUGUUUUACGAGCAUGGCAGAGGUCCCACGUACUCGGGGAGAAGAGCGACGAUCAUCUGAACCGGCUUAUGCAGUUCCUGAAACGCGAAGUGGAGUCGGAAGAGCGGAUCCAGCUUGCGCGUAGCGGGAUAGCAUCGGGUGACAGUUUGCAUAGCGUUUCUACUCAACCUACCGCGGCAUGCUUGGUGUCAACGGAAGACGCAGGUAAGAAGAUUUGUUGCGUUUGGUGUGAAAAGGCAUCGCAUAGCAGCUUCGAGUGCUACAAAGCUAACAAGAUGUCGUAUGAAGCUAGGAAGGAUAUGCUAAAUAAAAAAGGAGCAUGCCAUAUUUGUUUAAAAACGGGACAUAAUUCGAAAACAUGCAGAAAUUUCACAAAAUGCCUUUUCUGCUCCAAACGUCAUUCUGUGUUGAUGUGCCCUGACAUUAAAACGUCAAGUCAAAAUGAAAAUGAUAAAACUUCAGAUAUUGAAACGUCAGACUUAAAUAAUAACGUAACUCAAUUUAAGUUUGGAUAA